Molecule: messenger RNA, 1812 nt
Organism: Ruditapes philippinarum (Manila clam)
Lineage: Eukaryota; Metazoa; Mollusca; Bivalvia; Venerida; Veneridae
Exons: 2
Coding region: 1-1812 (603 amino acids)
Molecular function (GO): zinc ion binding
Source: RefSeq, a predicted model, not a curated record
AUGGCUACAGAUGGACAAAUAAAUACGGAUAUUCUUUCUGAUGAAUUUUUUGAUGAACUAUGUACAAUCUGCAAAAGUAAAAGCAAAAACACCGAAGGUGUAAAAUUCUGUUUGGAUUGCCAAGAUUAUUUCUGUAUAAUAUGUGUCCAAGUUCACAGUCAAGUGCCAGUGUGUGCUGGUCACAAGAUGUUGGAUAAAUCUUUAGUUACAUCAGGAAUCAUUAAAGGUCUCCCAAAGGCACCGGAAGAGCCUGUAUGUGCUGGUAACAAGGUGUUGGAUAAAUCUCAGGUUGAGUCAGGAAUAAGCAAAAGUCUGCCAAAGGCACCAACAGAGAUGUGUGACAGACACAGUCAUAAACUCAUUGAUAUGUACUGCCAGAAUCACGAUAGUGUUGGCUGUUCUACAUGUAUGGCUGAUAAUCAUAGGUCAUGCCAGGAAAUUUGCUACAUUCCAGAAUAUAUUCAAAAUAACACUUACCAAGCAGCCACAACAGAUAUUCAAACAAAAUUAAAGGAAAUAUCCAAAAGCCUGGCAGAACAAGUUACCAGAUUCAAACAAGAUAAACAAAGACUUCUGAAAAGAAAGGAAGAGUUACUGGCAGAUAUCAGAAAAUUUCGACAAGAAAUUAACAACCAACUUGACAAGUUGGAGAACAAUUCUAUAGGUAACAUAGAAGAUAUGGUUAAACACCUUGAAGACAAGAUUGAAAACAAUCUCAAAAACCUACAAGCUCAUAUGGCCAGGGUUACUUCAGCUAAUGAUAAAUUAGCAUCCCAGAACACAAGUCAAGCUGAAGUAUUUAUUUUUGUGAAGAUUGGGGAAGAUACUGCAAAUGCUGCCAACAAAUGUAUAGAAGAUAACAAAACCAAGCGUACUAGAGAUGUCAUAAAGUUACAACCUGAAAAACGAAUUCUUACAUUGCUACAACAAUAUAAAGCCCUUGGAAAACUUGGUAAAAAAGGAAACCCUGCAAAGACUCCUAGUACUUUAUUUAAGAUAAAAGGGAAACAAUCAUAUUGUGUUACAGCAACGUCUUAUGAAGAAGACAAUUAUUCCAGAAGUGCAUGCUGUUUGAAGGAUGGUACAGUAAUAUUAGCUGAUAGAAAAAACAAGAAGCUAAAACGGUUCCACAGUAACAACAACACUAUCAUAGACUACUGUGAUCUACCAGCAGCACCAUGGCAAGUGUGUUCAAUCAACACAACACAAGUAGCAGUAACUUUACCAUUACAGAAAGAAGUUCAUUUCAUUUCUGUUGAAGGCCAAAUGAGCACAACAAACAAGAUCAAUACUGAUUUUUCUUGUAGUGGUCUUGCAUACACCAACAAUAAUUUAUAUGUAUCAGAUGAUACCAAAAAAGUAUAUGUCUAUACAUUGUCUGGACGAAAGAUUAAGCAGCUAAGAAUUAAGCAUUCAUUUAUCUCUCAUCUCAAGAAUCAACUUACUCGUACUGAUCAGCUACGAUGCAUAAACAGUCUAGCUGUCAGUAAAGAUGCUAAAAGGAUUUAUGUUACUGAUAGGGAUCGUGGGCUGAUAGUACUGGACAAAAAAGGUAAGGUUAUUACAAGAUUCAAUGGCGGAGAAAUACAAUGGGCCAGUUGCUGUUAUGUCACUGAAGCAGGAAGUGUGCUUGUAUCUGGAUCUUACUCCAAUAAUGUUAUACAGUUUACAUCUGAUGGUGAGCUGCUGGGAGAGGUUAUAAAAUCUGACAGAGGAAAAUGGAAUAUUUCUUCUGUAUGUUGUAACCAACAAAUGUCUAAAAUGUAUGUAUGCAGAUCUGGAAAAAGCAACAUUGAAGUGUAUGAUAUCUGA